Messenger RNA from Leptonychotes weddellii (Weddell seal), 3066 nucleotides. Lineage: Eukaryota; Metazoa; Chordata; Mammalia; Carnivora; Phocidae. The record is from RefSeq and is a predicted model, not a curated record.
AUGUUGGGCAACAGUGAUCAUCCUCAAACACUGGAAAAUGAUGCUAACCAGCAUCUCUAUACUUUGGCCAUGUUUUGUGUAAAACAUUUGGAAUGGUUUUUAGGAAAAGCAUUACAUGAUGAAGAAUCUACAAUAAUUCACCAUUAUGCCUUUUCUGAAAAUCCUACAAUUUUUAAAUAUCCAGACUUUGCUGCUGGCUGGGCCCUUAGUAUUCCACUUGUAAACAAGCUUACCAAGAGGUUAAAGAGUGAAUCCCUGAAAUCCGACUUUACGAUAGAUUUAAAACAUGAGAUUGCCCUCUACAUCUGGGACAAAGGCGAUGGGCCUCCCCUCACUCCAGUGCCUGAGUUCUGUACAGAUGCUGUGGACUCCUACUGUGCCACCACAUUCCAUUCUUUUCUACCACUUUGUGGAAAUCCAGUGAAGAAAGAGGAUAUAUUUUUUGCAGUAAAAACAUGCAAGAAAUUUCAUGGUGAUAGAAUCCCCAUUGUAAAGCAGACCUGGGCGGGCCAGGCAAGUGUCAUUGAAUACUACAGUGAUCACGCAGAAAGUUCCAUUCCUACAGUAGAUCUGGGGAUUCCCAAUACAGAUAGAGGUCAUUGUGGAAAGACAUUUGCCAUUUUGGAAAAAUUUCUGAAUCACAGCCAUGACAAAAUAGCAUGGUUGGUCAUUGUGGAUGAUGAUACAUUAAUAAGCAUCUCCAGGCUCCAGCACUUGCUUAGCUGUUAUGACUCCAGCGAACCAGUGUUUCUGGGAGAGCGGUACGGCUACGGCCUGGGCACUGGCGGCUACAGCUACAUCACGGGAGGAGGAGGAAUGGUCUUCAGCAGAGAAGCAAUCAGGAGACUUCUCGCCAGUAAAUGUCGCUGCUACAGCAAUGAUGCCCCCGACGAUAUGGUCCUAGGAAUGUGCUUUAGUGGGUUGGGAAUCCCUGUGACACACAGCCCUCUCUUCCAUCAGGCUCGGCCCGUGGAUUAUCCCAGGGACUACCUUUCUCACCAAGUUCCCGUAUCCUUUCACAAACACUGGAACAUCGAUCCAGUAAAAGUGUAUUUCACGUGGUUGGCACCCAGGGAGGAAGACAAAGCCAGGCAGGAGACAAAGAAAGGCCUUAAGGAAGAGUUAUAAAACGUGCCGGCCUGUGAGCACAGUUUGGGUCAGAGACAGAAGUGGAGACUGGCCUAGUCCUGCUGAGCUGUGAUCAUUACUGCUUCUGUGUGCCACCCGGCAUUGGAAGCCUUCUGACUUUAGGUGGAAAUUAUGUAUAUGGUAUUUUUUGAGGGGGGAGGAAGCAGAGUCAUAGGGAAAACAGAUUUUUUUUUCUGGGAAAAAAAUCAUUUGCUUUUGCAUUAUGCAGUUACUGUAAUAUACCACGAUUACUGUGUUUUUUUCAAGCUGUGAUACAGCAGCUUUAUUAAUAAAUGGUACCAGAAGUCUCCUUCCUGUUUUCUCUCUUCAUUAUAAAGUGUCAGAUGGGCUUGAGACUGAGAAGACAUGACUGUGUUUAUAUAUAUGCUCUAGACAUAUAUAUAUAUAUAUAUAUAUAUAUUCUCCAUAUACUAUAUAUAUACACACACACUUCAUAUAGAACAGGCAACAUCUGUUGACAUGGAUAUUACCACGGUGUGAACUUUUUAACCAUAUUAUUGAUGAUGAAAAUUAUUUUCUGGUUAUUCAGUAGGAAUAAUGCUGUAUUAAAUAUCAUUCAUAAAACAUCAUAAAAGUCGAGAUAUGAAGUCCCCUGUAGUCUAUAAUCAGGGUUGUUAUGUUUUAUCUAUUUUUCUCUUUGUGCCUCAUAAAAAGAGAGUAAGAAGUCUUCUGCUAGAGUUUUCUACUUCUUCAGAGGUUCAUCUGUGUUCUAUUUCUCCCCGAAGCCCUAUCUUUAUGACCUACUUGUAACACAAAAGUAUGCUGGAUGCUGCCAGAAAAUAGGUGUUCUCAAUAUUUAAAAACAAUGUUGUUGUGCUUUAUUCAAGUCAGUGAGCUCUGUGUAAGUCUCAGGAAGUGAAUUAAAUUAAUUUGUACCUGAUGUUUUACUCUUAUUUUUCUUUGAAUGUUACUUAAUGACUCUCUCCUGGCUCAUAAUAACCCCCCCGGUAUACCCAUUAAACCCUAGUGGAAGGACAGCGUGGUGAUUUGGCAACUUCCCUGGGUUCUUACAGAAUGAGAUUUGAACAUAGUAUUUUGAAACAGCUCUAAUUUUCAAAUCAUAUCUUUAAUAUAUAGUAAUUUAACACAUUCGUUAUUAAUUUGUAACAAGGACACUUUUAAUGUUUUAAUUAUAUAAUUCAGUUUUUCUAAGGGUGUUUACAUAAAAUUUGAUUUUUGUAUGUCUUAAACUAAUUUUGGUCUAGUAAAAUACUUUCCUCUUUUUUAAAAAUAAAAAUUGCUAUUCAUUAACUUCGCUUGUAAGGCUUUUAUAGCCAAGCACAGGGUUUUAAAGCCAUACCACCAAAAGUACCCAUGUGUGUUUUUUAACAGUACAUUUUCUUGUAGCUUAGAUUGGACUCAUUUCCAAAACGAUGCAAUAGUAUUUUGACCGUGGUUCCAAAUUAGCAAAUACCAGGACUGGUGUGUUUUCAGUGGUCACCAUAUGCAUUGGAUUCAUUUUUGUAAAAGUGGAUUUUGUGGCCUGUCCAAGGAAUGGAUCAGAGAUGAUCAACUAGAUGAGAAGCACCCCAAGGAUUUCUAGAUCCUGUCAAACUGUUGGUGAUGACGUCAGCAUCAUUGCCAUAGCUGGGAUCGUUGUCGUAGCUAUCACUGCCAACACCUUCAUGUCAUCUGUGAUAAUACGCCUGGAGGACCUGGGUGCCUAAUCCAGUGGAGAAGAGGCUUUGGUUCUUCCUGCCCCUGCCUCCCAACUGUCACGCUCAGCACAUAGCGUAUUCAUUCGCCAGGAGCGAACGGGCCUCUGUACGUGACGAUCCACAUCAAGCUUUCUUACGAUCAGUGCCUUCUACUGAUACUGGAGCACCUCCUCUGGUACCUGUAGGUGUUUUGUUAAUUAUGUUUACUUUUUGGAACUAUGUAAGCCUAACCACAAAUAAAAGGUCUUUGCCUACGUUA